Messenger RNA from Fulvia fulva, 456 nucleotides. RefSeq lists its product as uncharacterized. Lineage: Eukaryota; Fungi; Ascomycota; Dothideomycetes; Mycosphaerellales; Mycosphaerellaceae. The coding region runs from base 1 to 456 and encodes 151 amino acids. The transcript has a single exon. The record is from RefSeq and is a predicted model, not a curated record.
AUGGCCCACUACAACCCCUUCGUACGAUCAACAAACUUCGGAGAAGAGCGCAUCAUCAACAUCGAAUUCGCCACCAACGAAGACCCCCUCGAUCGCGCUGAGCGCAUAGCUCACGACAAAUCUACACAAAAGAAGCUCCCAGAUCUAUUCAAAGUCGUGGUACCGAGUGCAGAGCGUGCCGCGCAUCGGCUCCGUCUCAUGAGGAUCGAAUUCCCACCCAUGGACCAAUCCCAGUAUUGGCUCGAGCUCCAGGUCGGCGGGAACCUCGUCAUUCAUGGGUGUGGCGACUUCAAACCGCGAGGUUACUGCGACGUGUGUAACUCCUGGGGUAAGGGAUGUGGACCCAAGAUCGAAAAGGAUGAUUCGGGGCGCUGGGUAUGCUGGCAUGGCAGAUGGAGGGAUUAUGAGGCUGAUUGGGCCGCUACUCAGGCUUUGAUCAAUAGAGGAUUCCGUUGA